AUGGGGGCCUUGGACCCGGAAGUGGCGCCCAGGGCUCGCGGCGGUGCCGCGGGGAUGGCGGGAGCCGGAGCAGGAGCCGGAGCGCGCGGCGGAGCGGCGGCGGGGGUGGAGGCCCGGGCUCGCGACCCGCCGCCCGCGCACCGCGCACACCCGCGCCACCCCCGGCCCGCGGCGCAGCCCUCGGCGCGCAGGAUGGACGGCGGCUCCGGGGGCUUGGGCUCUGGGGACAACGCCCCGACCACCGAGGCCCUCUUCGUGGCACUGGGCGCGGGCGUGACGGCGCUCAGCCACCCGCUGCUCUACGUGAAACUGCUCAUCCAGGUGGGCCAUGAGCCGAUGCCCCCCACCGUUGGGACCAAUGUGCUGGGGAGGAAGGUCCUCUAUCUGCCGAGCUUCUUCACCUACGCCAAGUACAUUGUGCAAGUGGAUGGGAAGAUCGGGCUGUUCCGAGGCCUAAGCCCCCGACUGAUGUCCAACGCCCUCUCCACCGUGACCCGGGGCAGCAUGAAGAAGGUUUUCCCUCCGGAUGAGAUCGAGCAGGUGUCCAACAAGGACGACAUGAAGACCUCUCUGAGGAAGGUGGUGAAGGAGACCUCCUACGAGAUGAUGAUGCAGUGCGUGUCUCGCAUGCUGGCCCACCCCCUGCAUGUCAUCUCAAUGCGCUGCAUGGUUCAGUUUGUGGGACGGGAGGCCAAGUACAGCGGCGUGCUGAGCUCCAUUGGGAAGAUUUUCAAAGAGGAGGGGUUUCUGGGAUUCUUUGUUGGCUUAAUCCCUCACCUCCUGGGAGAUGUGGUUUUCUUGUGGGGCUGUAACCUGCUGGCCCACUUCAUCAAUGCCUACCUGGUGGAUGACAGCGUGAGUGACUCCCCAGGGGGGCUGGGAAACGACCAGAAUCCAGGUUCCCAGUUCAGCCAGGCCCUGGCCAUCCGCAGCUACACCAAGUUUGUGAUGGGGAUUGCAGUGAGCAUGCUGACCUACCCCUUCCUGCUGGUCGGUGACCUCAUGGCUGUGAACAACUGUGGGCUGCAGGCCGGGCUCCCUCCCUACUCCCCCGUGUUCAAGUCCUGGAUUCACUGCUGGAAGUACCUGAGCAUGCAGGGCCAGCUCUUCCGCGGCUCCAGCCUCCUUUUCCGCCGGGUGUCAUCAGGAUCGUCCUUUGCCCUGGAGUAACCCGAAUCACUAAAAGCCGAGGCUCAGCCUGGCCCUCAGCCUGGCCCCCGCCGGUGGGGCCUGACCAGCUCGGGCCCUUGUAAGACGACUCCAACCCAGCAACACCUAGAUGUGCUGCAGCCCAGCUGGGCUUCGGCGUCCAUGUUUGCCCUGUGUCUGUCUAGAAGCGGGGUUGAGUGGGGUGAGGCUGCACCCAGGGCCCGGUCACCUGUUAGGCCUGGGGAGGUGGGGCGGGGCUGGAGAGCAGGGCAGCAUCCCCUUGCUUCACACUUGUACCAGGCCUGCUUGUUGCGGGCCAGAAGGCUGCAGAGGCCCAGGUCGGAUGGGAAACGGCUCUUGAGGUCAGGUCCCACCCCACUCACCCCAGUCAGCCCCUGCUCCCCCUGCAGCUCAGCUGGGAGCACCGCUCUCCUGCUUGUAAAUAGGGCGUGAUCCCCCGCCAUGAGGCCACCCACCGUCAUGCCCAGGCCUGUGCUAGAAGCUGUGGCUGAUUCUGCCUUUGUUUUCUCAACACUACUUCCCGAUGGGAAGGCAGCACCUUCUGAAAGGGAAAUCACGUGGCUGCUCAGAAUGAGUCCCUCAUCGAAUGCGCACCUGCUUAAUGGUGACGGCGUGUGCGGGAUCUGGUUCCCUGUGCACUUGUGAACACUCAGAAGUUAGGCAGGUCAGUGCCUCUAGUCCUACCCAGUUUAAAAGUCCCUGAUACGAUUGGACCGUUUCUUCCUCAAAUAAAUGUACUGGUGGUGAUUUGGA
This is a messenger RNA of Myotis myotis, 1923 nucleotides long. It is a transcript of the gene MTCH1, whose product is annotated as mitochondrial carrier 1. The record is from RefSeq and is a predicted model, not a curated record. The transcript is spliced from 12 exons. Lineage: Eukaryota; Metazoa; Chordata; Mammalia; Chiroptera; Vespertilionidae. Gene Ontology annotation, cellular component: mitochondrion; membrane. Bases 1 to 1170 code for a protein of 389 amino acids. Gene Ontology annotation, biological process: positive regulation of apoptotic process.